CACCCCUCCCAAGGAGGUUCUUCAGUGCUGGUCUCGACAGAGUGCGAUGGACAGCAUCACGGAGCCUCAGUGAUUCCUCGCGCGGAUGCUUGACAAAGACCUGAGCUCAUUUUUUGUGGAGUAUUUGGCGUAAACACUUUUUUGUAUUUGCGACUCAAUAACACGGCAGGCGCUAUGGAAGAAGACAUGGACGAGGGGCAGACCCAGAAAGGGUGCCUGGAAUGCUGCAUCAAAUGCCUGGGAGGCAUCCCCUACCCCUCGCUGGUAGCCACCAUCUUGCUGUACGCCGGCGUGGCUCUCUUCUGCGGCUGCGGCCACGAGGCUUUGUCCGGCACCGUCACCAUCCUCCAGAACUACUUUGAGGUGGUGCGGAGCCCCGUGGACGCACUGGACGUCUUCACCAUGAUUGACAUCAUCAAGUACGUGAUCUACGGCAUCGCUUCGGCCUUCUUUGUCUACGGCAUCCUGCUCAUGGUGGAGGGCUUUUUUACCAGCGGCGCCAUCAAAGAUCUCUACGGAGACUUCAAGAUCACCACCUGUGGACGCUGUGUCAGCGCUUGGUUCAUCAUGCUGACCUACAUCUUCAUGCUGGCCUGGCUGGGAGUGACCGCUUUCACCUCCGUGCCCGUCUUCAUCUACUUCAACAUCUGGAAUAUUUGCCAAAACGCCACCGUGCUGGAAGGAACCACCCUCUGCCUGGACCCACGCCAGUAUGGCAUUGUGCCAAUUGCCAAGGCAAAGACGGUGUGUGCAGGACGAGAGGACUUCUACAAGAUGUGUGAAUCCAACGAGCUGAACAUGACGUUCCACCUGUUCAUCUGCGCCCUGGCUGGAGCAGGAGCUGCCGUCAUCGCUAUGAUCCACUACCUGAUGGUGCUGUCAGCCAACUGGGCUUAUGUGAAGGACGCGUGCAGGAUGCAGAAGUACGAGGACAUCAAGUCCAAGGAGGAGCAGGAGCUUCAUGACAUACACUCCACUCGCUCCAAGGAACGACUCAACGCUUACACAUAAAACAUUCGGUCUUUCUCUACAAGGGGGUGGGGGGGAUGUGUGUGUCUGUGUGUGUGUGGAGGGGGGCUCAAAACCACCUCUGAUGUCACAGGUGCAUCACCUGACAACGUGUUUCAGUCUGAUGACAUACAAAAGCCCCUUUUCCUCUCUUAUGGAUGCUGUUUGUUGUCAUCACGGCAGUCGUUGAAACAUAAACGAGUGCCCUGGGUACUGUAGUUUUUAGUGUAGUUUGUAGAUUGACAAGUAGCGGUGGUAUUUUCAUAUUUUUUACAUUGAAUGCUUUGCUUAUGAAACGUUUUGCUCUUCAACAUAAUUUAUUUUCGGUCGAUUUUCGAGAGGGGCUUUGAAAGGAUUCUCAAGCACAUGUUCCGUCUCAUGAUGUGUGAUAUCCGUGUACAGUACUGUAUGUGAAUGACUGGUUUAUUCGAAAAAUCAAAAAGUAAAAAAAAAAAAAAAAAAAGGGAUUAAAACCACUAAUCACAACACGGUAUUUGAAUCGACUUUAUAUUUUAAAGAUGAACAGAAACAAUGAAUAUUACAAACCCCGUUUCCAUAUGAGUUGGGAAAUUGUGUUGGAUGUAAAUAUAAACAGAAUACAAUGAUUUGCAAAUCCUUUUCAAGCCAUAUUCAGUUGAAUAUGCUACAAAGACAACAUAUUUCAUGUUCAAACUGAUAAACUUUUUUUUUUUUUUGCAAAUAAUCAAUUACUUUAGAAUUUGAUGCCAGCAACAUGUGACAAAGAAGUUGGGAAAGGUGGCAAUAAGUACUGAUAAAGUUGAGGAAUGCUAAUAAAACACUUAUUUCAGCAAGACAAUGCAAAGCAACAUUCAGCACGUGUUACAACAGCGUGGCUUUGUAAAAAAAGAGUGCGGGUACUUUCCUGGCUCGCCUGCAGCCCAGACCUGUCUCCCAUGGAAUAUGUGUGGUGCAUUAUGAAGCGUAAAAUAUGACAGCGGAGACCCUGGACUGUUGAACGACUGAAGCUCUACAUAAAACAAGAAUGGGAAAGAAUUCCAAUUUUAAAGCUUCAACAAUUAGUUUCCUCAGUUCCCAAACGUUUAUUGAGUGUUGUUAAAAGAAAAGGUGAUGUAACACAGUGGUGAACAUGCCCUUUCCCAACUACUUUGGCACGUGUUGCAGCCAUGAAAUUAUAAGUUAAUUCCAUCCAUCCAUCCAUUUUCUACCGCUUAUUCCCUUUCGGGGUCGCGGGGGGCGCUGGCGCCUAUCUCAGCUACAAUCGGGCGGAAGGCGGGGUACACCCUGGACAAGUCGCCACCUCAUCGCAGGGCCAACACAGAUAGACAGACAACAUUCACACACUAGGGCCAAUUUAGUGUUGCCAAUCAACCUAUCCCCAGGUGCAUGUUUUUGGAAGUGGGAGGAAGCCGGAGUACCCGGAGGGAACCCACGCAUUCACGGGGAGAACAUGCAAACUCCACACAGAAAGAUCCCAAGCCUGGAUUUGAACCCAGGACUGCAGGAACUUCGUAUUGUGAGGCAGACACACUAACCCCUCUGCCACCGUGAAGCCCAAGUUAAUUAUUAUUUGCAAAAAAAAAAUCAAGUUUAUGAGUUUGAACAUCAAAUAUCUUGUCUUUGUAGUGCAUUCAACUGAAAAUGGGUUGAAAAGGAUUUGCAAAUCAUUGUAUUCUGUUUAUAUUUACAUCUAACACAAUUUCCCAACUCAUAUGGAAACGGGGUUUGUAAAUCAUUUAAUAAAAACACGCACCUGUUAAACAGGACAAGUAUAUUUUGAUUGAUAUGAAACGUGGGAGCAAGUCAAAGUGGGUUAUUUUAUGCUAUAGUUGGGGACGUUUGUGGUAUUUUUGAAGUAAAUGAAGCACAUACUCUUCAACGUGGAACUUGGUAACGACACAUUUUUUUCCUGCUGACCCUGCACUGUACAUAAUGACACAUCAAAGCAUUCCUACACGUCGUUAAGCCCGGCGACUGAUUGAAGCCGCGAUGGGAAGGUGUCGUUGUUGUGUUGGUCAUUUAAACACCGAACAACACGAGAAAAAAACUCUGUGUUCACGCGCUUCAUCGACCGAGUCCCUGCUCUGGUUAGCGCCUCGGCAUUGGACUCCGAGUCAGAAAGGUGUACUAUUUGUAAAGACCGUGACUUUAGAUGUUUUCCGUGGCAUGGACAUGCAUUGAUAUCACUUGUUUUUGUUUUCAUUUGGAGACUUUUGCCUGUCUUGCUGGACCAGCCCUUUGUUUCAAUGUGCAGUAUAUACUAAAAUACUUACAAAGCCAUGCUACUUCUAUAGACACUGUAGUCCUUUAAGUUGUGUUGAGUUAGUUAGUGACGAGGAAAUGUCCUAAAAAGGUGAUACCUGUACCGACAUCGCUUACUCUGUACUUAUCCGCUCUCAGCUUUCUCCUUGUGUUGGUCUUUUGUACAUCCACUACCAAUGCUUAGUACCGAGGCGUUAAGAAGAUUUGUUUUGUACGUCCAUGUGCCAACAGCUUGAAGUGGCUUAUUUGACCUGUGUGAUCAAAUUUGCUUGCGUAAAUAAAAUUCACUUGUGUACUUGUUGAUUAA
Nerophis ophidion (straightnose pipefish) is the source of this 3556-nucleotide messenger RNA. RefSeq names its product glycoprotein M6Aa (gene gpm6aa). Gene Ontology annotation, biological process: neuron projection development. The transcript is spliced from 7 exons. NCBI's taxonomy places the organism in Eukaryota, Metazoa, Chordata, Actinopteri, Syngnathiformes, Syngnathidae. The record is from RefSeq and is a predicted model, not a curated record. Bases 175 to 1011 code for a protein of 278 amino acids. Gene Ontology annotation, cellular component: neuronal cell body; plasma membrane; axonal growth cone.